UUAUUUCUCUCCUAAAACAUGGAGGAUCAUCUUUGUAGAGAAAUGAGGAUUUAACUAUCAUCUAGUCAUAAUGCUGACUCGAAAGUUAAGUGUUACCGGAGAGUUCUCCACAGCCUUGGCUGAUUAUGGCCCGGACGAGACCUUGUCCGAAGGCAACAACAUUGUGUGGACGAAUAGAUCCGUGGUUCGGAAAGUGAUCAGACUUCUGUCCUUAGCCAGUCUCAUCUCAGUCAUGUUGAACACGCCCAAAACAUUCGAGCAAUGUCCUCCAUUGUUGUAUGUGACGUAUCUAACGGAUUGGGUGUGUGCCUUGGUAUUCCUCUUAGAAAUGAUCACUAAGAUACGAGAGAAGGGCUUGUUAUAUCGAGAUUCGGCCUAUUUGAAAGAUAGAUGGUGCCAAUUUGACUCCACCAUGCUUUUCUUUUUGUUUACCUCCAUCAUCCUUCAAACACUAGAAAUAUGGGGAGUAGCACAUCGAUAUUCACCACUUUCAAUCAUCCGAGCACCUCGACCCCUUAUCAUGAUCCGAUUCAUUCGUGUCUUCCUGAAGUUUUCCAUGCCCAAAUCAAGGAUUAAUCAGAUCUUCAAGAGAUCCAGCCAACAGAUAUACAAUGUCACCAUUUUCUUUCUUUUCUUCAUGUCCCUCUACGGUCUGUUGGGUGUUCAAUUCUUUGGUGAGCUUAACUACCACUGCGUCCGCGCUGGAGUCAAGGCGGAAUUGGUCACCAUCAACGAUCUAACUAUUCCUGACUCUUAUUGCAAUCCCAAACCGGACUCGGAUGAAGGAAACAAGUGUCCUCCCGGGUUCGACUGCAUAAAACUGAGUAACUUGGGGAAAGUCAUUACCGGAUUCACUGGAUUUGGCGAAUUCCUCACUAGCGUUUUCACAGUCUAUCAAGCCGCUAGUCAAGAGGGGUGGGUUUAUAUCAUGUAUCGAGCCGCGGACUCGGUUGCUCCCUGGAAAGCAGUGUUUUACUUCACGACCAUGAUCUUUUUCCUCGCGUGGAUGGUGAGGAACGUCUUUAUCGCCGUGAUUACGGAGACUUUCAACGAGAUUCGGGUCCAAUUCCAAGAGAUGUGGGGUGAACGUGAAAGCCUCGAAGAAACCGAUCAUAAUCAGGUGUUAAAUGGCAAUGCAAAAGCGUGGAAACUCGUCACCGUUUACGAGAACGAGAAUCAAGGAUUUGCUCCGAGUUUCUGCCAAGCAAUUCUAACAUCGCCAGUUUAUCACAUAUUCAUAAUGAUAGUCACUUUGACCAAUGCAGCCAUCACAGCCAGCAUUUCAUUCAAGCAUACCCGGGACGAGAAACCGAGGGAAUACUUCUUUGAAGAUCAAAAGUAUCUCGAGUUUUGGUUCACCAUGUUGUACAACUUUGAAGUGGUGUUCAAGAUGUUCUGUCUGGGCGUUCAGGGUUAUUUCAUUCGAACUAUUCAUAAGUUUGAAUUUCUUUUGGCGGUCACCACAACGAUUCAUAUUCUUCCUUUCGAUGGUCUAUUCUUAUCGUGGCUCUCCAUCUUCCAAGUGCUCCGCGUUGUCCGGUUAAUCAAGGCAUCACCAAUGUUGGAGGACUUCGUGUACAAAAUAUUUGGUCCAGGAAGAAAGUUGGGAAGCUUAAUCAUCUUCACGAUGUGUCUUUUGGUCAUCACAUCGAGUAUAUCAAUGCAACUCUUUUGCUCUCUAAGGGGUUUGGACAAAUUUGAGACCUUUCCAUAUGCUUUUAUGUCUAUGUUUCAAAUUCUGACCCAAGAAGCGUGGCCGGAGGUGAUGUCCAGGACAAUGGAAAUGGUGGACUCAAGACUGACCUUCGUUGUGGCUGUUUAUUUCAUCUUAUAUCAUUUGUUUGUCACACUUAUUGUGAUGUCUCUCUUUGUGGCUGUUAUUUUGGACAACUUGGAGUUGGACGAGGAUGCCAAGAAAAUCAAGCAAUUAAAGAUGAGGGAGGAAUCGUCAGAUAUCAAAGAAGAUCUACCAUUAAGGUUGCGCAUAUUUGAAAGGUUUCCACAAAGGCCCAGAUUCUGUCUCCUCAAUCGAACUCCUUCAGAAUAUUCCACACCAAAAGUGCGUGAGAGCUUUGUCACCAAGUUUGUAUACGACUCCGAAAACUCGGCCGACAUCCUGGAUAUCACCACGGCUCAUGAGAAUGGAUACGACGAAAAUCAAACGUCACUUCGAUUUCGCAAGAAAUGUAAUCCAUGUCUUUUGUCAUCUCCUAUACGAAGGACUUUUAACUCGUCAGUAAUCAAGAAAUCUUCGGUCUCCAACAUCAUUUGGUCGGUUCGUCGCUCCCUCAGAGGCUCUCAACUCUUCAACAAACGGGGAGGAACUUAUCGUAUCAACGACAGCUCCAAAGAAAAUGGGUUCAUACCGGGCAUGAACACGAUUGCCACCUCGAACCGCCCUCAAAACAUUGAUAUCAAACUACUUCACGCCAAAAAACAACAAGCUGAGAUGAGACGCAACCAGAAGGAGGAAGAUCUGCGAGAAAAUCACCCGUACUUUGACCGACCUCUCUUCGCCGUUCCUAGAGAGUCUACUUUUCGAAAAAUUUGCCAAAUGUUAAAAAACGCCCAAUACGAUGCUACUCUGAAGGAUCCCGUCACAGGGAAGGAGCGCAAGGUUCGAUUCAAAACAUUUCAUAAGCUAAUGGGAUUGGUUACUUACGUGGAUUGGACUAUGAUCAUCAUUACCACACUCACCACACUUUCGAUGACGGCUGAAACACCAGAGUAUAGAGUUAUGGACAAUAUGCUCCUUCAAAUCAUGGACUACGUCUUCGUCAUGGGCAUGGGAUUGGAACUGACACUCAAGGUCUUGGCCGAGGGAAUGCUCUUCACUCCCAAGGCCUUGGUCAAGGAUGUCAGCGGUAUUCUGGACUUGUUCAUAUUCAGCGUAAGCUUCUUGUGGAUCUGUUGGAUGCCCACCAAGGUUGAACAAAAUUCAAUCGCCCAAGUGGUUAUGAUCCUGAGGUGUUGUCGACCUUUGAGAAUCUUCAUUCUCGUACCGCAUAUGCGGAAAGUGGUACAAGAACUUUGCCGUAGUUUUAAGGAGAUCUUCCUCGUUGGGGUCUUGCUCUUGGUUCUAAUUUUCAUCUUUGCCAGUUAUGGCGUGAACUUGUAUGGAAUGCGGUUUGCCUCAUGUAACGACGUGAACAUCAAAACCCGAGACGAGUGCACGGGCAUCUUCCGAGCCGAGGUCUUCGUAACAAAGAUGAACAUCCCCAACACACCCAAUUGUCCGGGACCAGGGCUCUACACACCACGGGUUUGGAUGAAUCCUCGUAGAUUCAAUUUCGAUAACAUCCGGAACUCGAUGCUGGCUUUAUUUGAGGUCCUGUCAUUCAAAGGAUGGGUGGAUUUACGGGACGUUAUCAUCACCAGAAUGGGACUAUCCUCCGCUACUUACAUACACAUGUACGUGUUUCUGGGCAGUAUGAUUGGACUGACACUCUUUGUGGGUGUAGUUAUCGCCAAUUACCGCGAAAAUAAAGGCACAGCGCUUCUCACCGUGGAUCAAAUGCGAUGGAGCGAUCUUAAGAAGCGAUUAAAAAUCGCUCAACCACUUCAUGUUCCUCCGCGUCCAGAAACUUCCAGGUUUCAAUCGUUCAUCUACGACAUUGUCCAACAUCUCUACUUCAAACGACUGAUUGCUGCCCUGGUAUUGUUCAACAGUUUUUUGCUCUGUGUCAAAUGGGAAGAGGAAGAAGAUAUUCCGCAAACGGGUUUUGAUACGGUCGAACAGGCCAAUUCCACCUCAUCCCCUAUGGUGGGACAAAUGUUGAUCCGUCAAUCCCUGGCUACAGCUAGUUCAUCAUUGACCAUUUGCUUUGUCAUUGAAGUGAUCAUGAAAAUGAUCGCUUUCACCCCCUAUGGAUACUGGCAAUCUCGUCGAAACAGAGGCGAUCUUCUGGUCACCGUACUCGGUGUGAUUUGGAUCAUCUUGAAUCACGCCAUCUACAAUGAGUACACCUUGACCUUGGGCUAUGUGGUGAUUAUUCUGCGCUUCUUCACGAUCACGGGUAAACAUGCAACGUUGAAGAUGUUAAUGCAGACUGUAUUUGUGUCCAUGUUCAAGAGCUUCUUCAUCAUCAUGGGAAUGUUCCUGCUAAUUACGGUGUAUGCCUUAGCGGGAGUUAUUCUGUUUGGAUCCGUCAAAUAUGGGGAGGCCAUCAAUCGACAAGCCAACUUCCGGACAGCUUGGUACGGCAUGGCCAUGCUCUUCCGAACGGUGACUGGCGAAGAUUGGAACCGCGUGCUUCAUGAUUGUAUGCUCUAUCCUCCCUAUUGUACUCAUCAACCCGGAGCCAGUUUUUGGGAGACGGAUUGUGGCAAUGUUGUGGCUGGCAUUGUUUAUUUCUGCAGUUUUUAUGUCAUUAUCACCUAUAUUGUUUUAAACCUUUUGGUAGCCAUCAUCAUGGAAAACUUUUCGUUGUUCUAUUCCAACGAAGAGGAUGCCCUCUUGUCGUAUGCUGAUAUUCGCAACUUCCAGAAUACGUGGAACAUAGUCGAUGUGAACCAACGCGGCAUGAUUCCAGUCAGAAGAGUCAAGUUCAUCCUCCGUCUUCUCAAGGGCCGAUUGGAAGUCGAUCCACAGAAGGACAACCUUUUAUUCAAGCACAUGUGUUACGAGUUGGAGAGGCUUCACAAUGGUGAAGAUGUCACGUUCCAUGAUGUUCUGAGUAUGUUAUCUUACCGUUCUGUGGAUAUCCGAAAAGCAUUGCAACUAGAGGAGCUUUUAGCCCGAGAGGAACUGGAGUAUCUAAUCGAGGAAGAAGUGGCCAAAAUCACCAUCAGAAAUUGGUUGGAUGGCUGCUUGCGACGCAUUCGGGACAAGGAACAAAGUCUUAUCGCUGGAUUGAGAGCCAUGAACGAUCCCGUCUUGAGUGCGCUGAAACCAUUGGAAGAAUUGGAGCAAGAGAACGAUGACGAUUGGGUCAGUCAGAAUCGCACAACUAUCACCGCCUUGGAGACAGAAGAAAAAUGGUUGGGCAACAAAGACGGGGUGCAAGAAGACGAAUACCCACAACAACAGAGUCAACCACAAAUGAAGGUCCAGAAGACCGCAAUGGUUCAAUCCUCACAGACCAAAACAUUUCUAAGUAGUGAGUCAUCUUCCCGAGUCAAAGCCGCUUCACCGUUGAAAACUCCAUCCAUUGAUCCCUGCUUGUCCAAAGCCCACAUCAGCGAGCUUCAAAGUUGGUGGCAGUCAGAAAUUGAUCAAGAUGAUUCUGAAUAGAUGGAUUGAUAACCAUUGUAAUAAGUUAACUAUAUUUCUUUGGAUUUGUGUGUUCAAAUGUCAUGAACAAUCUACUAUUACGAGUAAAAUACUAUGGUAAAUAUAAAGAAGGCAUGAGCAAAGGAAAAACA
Tigriopus californicus is the source of this 5364-nucleotide messenger RNA. RefSeq names its product sodium leak channel NALCN-like (gene na). The record is from RefSeq and is a predicted model, not a curated record. NCBI's taxonomy places the organism in Eukaryota, Metazoa, Arthropoda, Copepoda, Harpacticoida, Harpacticidae. Gene Ontology annotation, biological process: transmembrane transport; monoatomic ion transport. The coding region runs from base 71 to 5233 and encodes 1720 amino acids. Gene Ontology annotation, cellular component: membrane. The transcript is spliced from 4 exons. Gene Ontology annotation, molecular function: monoatomic cation channel activity.